UGGGAUGCCUCAGUUGGCGGCUAUGGCGGAGAUACCAUUGGCCUCCAGUGGGCUGCGUCCGACACCGCAUGAGUCGGUGAAGCUGCCAAGCGUUUAAAUCUACCUAGUAUAUAGGUAAUUGAUACGAAGCUCCAUAUCAAUAUAUUUUAUCCGUCGCCUCCUUCCCCGGGAUACUCCGUGGAAGCUGGGAUGGAGAGGACCCGAGGAGAGAGAUAGAAGGACGCGUAUAUUCGGUCGUUAGUAGCUUCUUGAAUUGGAGGACCGGGGGACGUCGUUGAGAGAUAGCCUUUAAUCUUCAGAUUCUCAAGUUUGGAUCAGCUUCGUCCUUCAUUUUCCACUUGUCGUACCAUUCUACCAUCGUGCCACUGUUACACACGGGGAACGACGAGCCCAGCACGCGUCACGAUGCUAUCGGAUUUUUGGAAUGAGCAUUUCAGGCACGAUCAUUGGAAAUCUAAGCUGUUACUCAAGCUGCGAAGCCUAACGGGGCAUGAAGAAGAUGAGACCGAUAGCGAGGACGAAGACGAAGACUUUAAACCUCCCGAGGAGCCAUAUCGACCACCAGCGUAUCCAUAUCGACGAUUGGUCGAUGAUGACAUCCGACUUCUCCGCAUUACAUCGGGCUCGGGCCCAGUUGAGUGCACCCUCCACCAGCUGCCUCUAGGUACAGUGAGGCACUUUCAUCCCCUAUCCUAUGUAUGGGGCGAUGUAGAGGACAGGAGAUCUAUCAUUCUAGAAGGACGACCUUUUACGGUCACAAAAAACCUAUACGAAGCGUUAUACCAAUUCAGACAGCGUCCCCGCGGUAUCUACCCGGAAGAUUACUUCUGGAUCGAUGCCAUCUGCAUCAACCAAGAAGACACGGCCGAAAAGUCCCUCCAGAUACCGCGCAUGGCAGACAUAUAUCUUCAUCCUAAUGGUUUCUGUACCAUCUGGUUAGGGCCUCUUCCUGAAACACCCGCCAAAAGCUUUCCCGAGAGGCUCCGGAAGGCUAUCUCCCCUCAAGCUCAAAUACCGUCAGCCAGAGCCAUAAAAAUCACUUUCAAGAAAGCUGAAUCGAUGUGGAGCGACUGGGAACCAGUUGAUGAAGAUGACAACACGCUACCAGAUGCGGGACUUGGAGACUCGUUCGGCGACGUAGUUCGAGUAAUGAGGUUUAUACUGGUAAACCCGUGGUUCUCGAGGGUGUGGACUAUCCAAGAAUCCUGCUUGAGAUAUCCCAAGCUGUUUAUUGGACAUCUCGGCGUCGACUUGGACAAAUUCGCCAGCCUAUUCCAAACCGUCUCCAUGCAGUUGAAGUAUAAUUACACUUUCGCUGGGUCUGCCAGAUUAGUUGCCUUUCAACAAAUUGACGAGCUUCAGUCGUCUCUCCAGCGGAAUGACGAGAACGAUUCGAAUAAACUAAACUCAGCCGAGCUUCUCGGGGAGUUAUUCAGAAUCUCGUGUCGGACAUACUCUACCGACCCUCGAGAUCAGGUCUAUGGCCUAUUGGGCCUAUUCAACCAUCUCACCACUGAAAAGUUGCCGGCGUACCUGGCCCCAAAUUAUGACCUAUGCUACGAGCAGAUAUUUUGGGACUACGCUUCUUUUGUACUCCAGUUUUCCGGGGAUUUGGGAAUACUCGAAUUCCGGUCGAGCGAGCUACAGAACACCCCGUCCUGGGUUUCUGACUUCCGAAACCUGUCCACAUGGUUGAAACCGCAGCGCCGGCAACUAGCAAAAAUUUCUCCCGACAAUCGGGUACUAUACCUAGAAGGUUAUAGGAUAGGAACUUUCUGCAGUUCUAUCGUUCAUUUCCCCUUGGCAUAUUUCGACCAGACUAUGAACGCCCUGCCAGCCGGGCUACCGAAUCGCCUGAGAGAGCUCGAGGAGCUCAUCCUGAAACCGUCAGCAGCUCUUAGGCAAACCACAGUGGAAGAGGUUUUCUAUGGCAUAAUAAAGAAGGUUGUGUUAUACUUCUUCGAUGACGACCGUGAAUGGUUCGAAGAAAUAUUCAAUCGUCUGCUUACGUCAAAGGGACGACUAAAAACAUGGUAUGCAAGGAGAAGGGCGACAGGGACUACCCGCUUGAUAGAAAGGCUUAUCGCUGGCCAGUUGGCUUUUUCUUUUAUGCUCCUCAGCGACGGCACUGUCUUGGAGUUGAUGAGAACGGAUGCUUCUACGCAACCCGGGGACCUGGUAUACUUAUUCAAAGGAGCUCAGACACCAAGCUUAGUGCGGCCGUCCGGAACGGGAUAUACAUUCAUAAGUCAGUGCUCUCUAAGAGGUGGCCCGCUUGAGCAGCAGUUUGACGAUGAGUUUUGGGCUGGCAGGGAUACGGAAACAAUCGGAUUAGUAUAGUCGCGCUCAUAGCGGGGUCUUAUCGUUUGGGAAUAUGUUAGAGCCGUCUACUUGUUUCCUCUCUCUUCCCUCCUUUGUAUCUGGGCUCGAGAGCGGCGGGUUAGGACACCGGACUGAACGGAAACGAAACAAUCCUUUACUUCGAAGAGCAGCUGUAUAGAUUAGAGCGAAACAACUAUUAUAAAGCAGUUUUACGAUAUUAAGUCGUAGGACACACUCUCACAUCGCAACUAGUUGACUGACGGCGGCGGAUAUUAUAGCUCACCCCGACAUAAUACACCCUUGAC
Molecule: messenger RNA, 2627 nt
Organism: Durotheca rogersii
Lineage: Eukaryota; Fungi; Ascomycota; Sordariomycetes; Xylariales; Xylariaceae
Product: HET-domain-containing protein
Exons: 1
Coding region: 406-2340 (644 amino acids)
Source: RefSeq, a predicted model, not a curated record